UCGAACUGGAACGGAAAAUGAUGAAAAAACCCAUGGCUUUAAUUGGCUCAAAAAUCCUGAAUUGACCUUUACUGACGAUGGUCAUGGCUAUGGCAAUUCGAGCUCCCACAUGUCUGUGUUCGUCCUCAUCGUCCACCAGCAUAAAACCCACCAUCUUCAACCUCUCUUCUUCAGUAAGCGUGCACCCCAAAACCUCAAGAUUGCAACUCUUUUCACUGCUUCCUCCUCUGGGUCUCGGACCCUUUUCAACGUGGAGUGGUUUGAAGCAUCUGGGUGUUUCAGUUAAAUGGAGAUCUUUGAAUUUAGAGAAGAAGAAGGGAAAAGAUAGGGCUGCUUAUGCUUCUCUCUUUGGGGUUGGAGCUCCUGAGGCUCUGGUGAUUGGAGUGGUUGCUUUGUUGGUUUUUGGUCCCAAAGGUCUGGCUGAGGUUGCUCGCAGUCUAGGGAAGACGUUGCGUGCUUUUCAGCCCACCAUUAAAGAACUUCAGGAAGUUUCUAGGGAAUUCAAGAGCACACUUGAAAAGGAGAUUGGUUUGGAUGAAAUUUCAGGUUCAAGCCCAAGAAUAGACCCCUACCAAACCAACAGUACUUUCAGCUCUUCAGUUUCCAGCACCCAGGAACCCAAGAUUGCUGCCGAUCCCAGUAGCAGCAGUUCACCCCCAGCAAAUGCUUAUACCACUGAGGAGUUAUUGAAAAUUACAGAAGAGCAACUUAAAGCAUCUGCUGCUCAACAGCAAGAACAGACAUCUCCUCAAUCAGAAAGCCAGCUUGAAACUCAGACCAUCGCUCAAGACGUUGAAGAACAGCCACCAAAUGCUGCCCCGGUUAAGGAAACCGCUGGUGGAACGCCUUCAAAUUAAUAAUGUGGAAUCAAACUGGGAAGCCUGAUUAAAGAGGGUAUCAGGAGCCAUUGCUAACAAGUCAUUCUCCAGUGGCCCCAAUAGCAACCACCUGAGAUGUCAUACAAACACGACUUAGGAUUGUUUCUUCUUAUAUUUAAGUUUGAAGCUUGAGUUAGGGAUUCCUGUAUUUCACCAUUAAUAGUCAUGCCAAGUUUUUUCCUAAAUUCAUUGUAGAGUACCCUUUUGGUUCCCAUAACCACGCCAGAAAUCCUAAAUUGUUUAGAAUUCAAAAAUUUUUGGGGGUCAUAAUAAAGAAGUGUAUUUCAGGAGAA
Humulus lupulus (European hop) is the source of this 1171-nucleotide messenger RNA. Its product is annotated as sec-independent protein translocase protein TATB, chloroplastic. The record is from RefSeq and is a predicted model, not a curated record. The transcript is spliced from 5 exons. Lineage: Eukaryota; Viridiplantae; Streptophyta; Magnoliopsida; Rosales; Cannabaceae. The coding region runs from base 78 to 857 and encodes 259 amino acids. Gene Ontology annotation, cellular component: membrane. Gene Ontology annotation, biological process: protein transport by the Tat complex.